Messenger RNA from Arabidopsis thaliana (thale cress), 1858 nucleotides. Its product is annotated as transcription factor bHLH145. Gene Ontology annotation, molecular function: protein dimerization activity. The record is from RefSeq and is marked reviewed. The transcript is spliced from 4 exons. Lineage: Eukaryota; Viridiplantae; Streptophyta; Magnoliopsida; Brassicales; Brassicaceae. Gene Ontology annotation, cellular component: nucleus. The coding region runs from base 584 to 1519 and encodes 311 amino acids.
AUCACUGAAACUAAUAUCUCUCUGCUUCCUCCUUAGAACUUCUAUUUGCUUCUCUUGCAUUCCACUUUUAUUCAUUUGAAGUAGUGAGAUUGACUCCAGAGAUAAAACAAGAAAGAGCAACAAAGCAACAGCAUGCGGUGGUGGUUGUGUCUUUCUGCUUAUGUUUUUCGUACAGUAGUAGUCUUCUGUCGUGUGAUUCUGUAAACUGCGAUCUUACUUCAGACAUAGCUUUUUUAUGUAAUGGGGUCGUCUUUUUUCUUCACAUUCCCUUACUUUGUCCGCCAAAUUAUUUAAGACUUCGUUUGGAUACUCUGUUUUGGGAGAAGGAAUCAGUUGGGGAGAAAGUAGUUAUGGUUUGUCAAUCAGCGGGACAGACAAGAUUUCGUACACUCAAACACGAACACGGUAUCACAGGAAACAUUGUAGUUAGAGUCAUUGCAUGCUUUCAACCUCUCCAAGAUUGCCAGGCUGAAUAUUUCCGUCAAUUGUUGAAGCCCGUCACGUAGAGUAGCUCGAUACUUAUCGUUCUUGUUUCAAGCCUAGUUUCUUCUAUCCAUUUAGUUGUUGAUUUGUUUAGUGUUGGAUGGGACAAGAUCGUGGGUUUGGGUUUCCUACUCAGCGCUUGUGUUCCUUGUCUUCCCUAGCUCUGUCUCAUCUCGGGAAGCAAGACUUGAAUUUAGUAUCUAAAACCUGCGGCGACACCACCGACAUGUUUUCUACUCGUGGAUCUUAUCAAGUUUCUACCCAAGUCUCUCAAUCCUAUUUUGAUGGGUAUUGUGGAUGGGUUCAUGGGUCAUCCCACCUACAGCAGCAGUUCUUGCCUCCUCAAAACCAAUGUAUGAAGCAAGUACCUCUUCAAGUAGACGGUGUUAUAUCUAAAGCUGAGGAACAAUGUAGUCAGAAGAGGUUCCUAGUGUUUGAUCAGUCUGGAGAUCAGACGACUUUGCUACUCGCUUCCGAUAUACGGAAAUCUUUUGAGACCCUAAAACAGCAUGCCUGUCCUGAUAUGAAGGAAGAGCUCCAAAGAAGCAACAAAGAUUUGUUUGUUUGUCACGGAAUGCAAGGAAAUAGCGAACCGGAUUUGAAGGAGGAUUCGGAAGAACUAAAUGCAUUGCUUUACUCUGAAGAUGAGAGUGGUUAUUGCUCUGAAGAAGAUGAGGUUACAAGCGCAGACCAUUCCCCAAGCAUUGUAGUAUCAGGCCGUGAGGACCAAAAAACAUUUCUUGGAAGCUAUGGACAACCAUUAAAUGCUAAAAAGAGAAAGAUACUCGAAACCUCGAAUGAGAGUAUGCGGGACGCUGAAUCGAGCUGUGGUAGUUGUGACAACACAAGGAUUAGUUUUCUGAAACGUUCUAAGCUGUCUAGUAACAAGAUAGGAGAAGAGAAGAUAUUUGAGACUGUAAGCCUCUUGCGCAGUGUAGUCCCCGGGGAGGAACUGGUGGACCCGAUCUUAGUCAUCGAUAGAGCCAUUGAUUACCUUAAAUCAUUGAAGAUGGAAGCGAAAAAUCGAGAAGCAUGAGGUUCUUUGUUUGUAGGAUACCUAAGACAUAUUAGCAUUGGCAAGUGGACUUGGUUUCUAAACAAAGUAGUAGACAUAUUGGACCGUGGUACUCUUGUCAAGCUACAAAGGGAUCAGGUUGUUGCUAGUUGGAAGAUAAACCAAAUAAUGUUUCGGAGUUGCAAGAGAAGGAAUUGAUAUUAAAAUGCAAAUUGAAUAUUUCAUAUUAGUUGAUGAUUAAGAUGGAUUGCGAAAUUUUAAUUUCAGUCGUUUAGCUGUUUGUUAUAUCAUGUAGUUGCUUCUUCUUUUUCUAUAAGAUUUUGUCGGUGUGGUUGUUAUUGUUCAUCUGUGAGUCGUGUG